This is a messenger RNA of Bombina bombina (fire-bellied toad), 6483 nucleotides long. It is a transcript of the gene EAF1, whose product is annotated as ELL associated factor 1. The record is from RefSeq and is a predicted model, not a curated record. Gene Ontology annotation, biological process: regulation of transcription elongation by RNA polymerase II; positive regulation of DNA-templated transcription. Gene Ontology annotation, cellular component: super elongation complex. Gene Ontology annotation, molecular function: transcription elongation factor activity. The transcript has 6 exons. NCBI's taxonomy places the organism in Eukaryota, Metazoa, Chordata, Amphibia, Anura, Bombinatoridae. Bases 37 to 819 code for a protein of 260 amino acids.
UAUACCUGAGUCUGUGCCGACAGCUGACUCUUAAAAAUGAAUGGGACACCGCCCCCUCCUCCGCUUGACCGAGAGGAGCAUGGAUUAAGGCUCGGAGAAAGCUUCGAAAAAAGGCCGCGCUCCUCCUUCCACACAGUACGCUAUGACUUCAAGCCAGCAUCCAUAGAUACUUCCUGUGAAGGAGAACUGCAAGUUGGGAAAGGGGAUGAAGUAACAAUAACUUUACCUCACAUCCCAGGUUCAACUCCACCAAUGACUGUGUUCAAAGGAAACAAGAGGCCUUACCAGAAGGAUUGUGUGCUUAUUAUUAACCAUGACACGGGGGAGUAUGUGCUGGAAAAACUGAGUAGUAGCAUACAAGUCAAGAAAACCAGAGCGGAGGGUAGUAGCAAGAUACAAGCUCGUAUUGAACAGCAGUCCGCACGUUCCUCUCAGCCCACGUCUCAGUUUAAAGCUCCAUCUAAACUAUCUGCUGGACCAAAAAUGUCUCCUCUGAAAGACCAUCCUUCUCCUGAGCCACAGCUUGAUGACAUUAAAAGAGAGCUGAGAGCAGAGGUGGAGAUAAUUGAGCAGAUGAGCAGCAGCAGUGGCAGCAGCUCCUCUGACUCUGGAAGCUCAUCUGGGAGUGAUGAUGACAGCUCCAGCAGCAAUGGAGAAGAUGACAUUCAAGCAUCCCCCUCUCAGCAGCCAGCCCAGCAGUAUAGCAACAGGGCACCUAUUUCCAACGGUACCGGCAGGCCCCAGGGAAACAAUCAGCUAAUGAACACACUCAGAAAUGAUCUGCAGUUAAGCGAAUCGGGCAGUGACAGCGAUGACUGAAAAUGUGGACCUUUUAAAUAUAUUUUUUUUUAGCCAAUGUAUAUAAAAGCACAGUGCACUCAGAUCUACCACUGGUGAAGCGGAAUUGGGAAUGAGGUGCCUGCAGUAAUACAUUGACGCCUUGCUAACAUGCACUUCAAUAACAUGCAAUCUUUAAUGGACAUCUAAACAAAGCUAUUGAACUGUAGAUAUUCUGUGAUCAUUGCAGUCUAUAAUUCCAGCUUACACCAAACACAGUACAGUAGUAGCAUGUAUAUCCAUAAUUUAACAUACAGCAUAACAACAUGUUAAUGAUAAAGGAAAUCAGUUUCUUCAUGCAGUUUUAUAGAAAUGAAUUCAAGUAGGUUUUCUUUAUACAGUCUAGUGAUUACUAAGCAUGCUCUAUAUCUUUAAAUUACAAUGUUAAUGUGUCUGUUUAAUAAACAUAGACAUUUGUAUAGCAUUCUAGGAAGAAAGUCCAGUAAACUACAAGGUUGAUGUUUUCAUAAAACUUCAAGAGAGCAUGUUUGUAUUUUAAGACCUGCAGCAACUAAACUUAACUCCAAGUAGACCUGAUUCUCAAAUAUGCAAAGUCUGCCAGUUAAUUUGUGGGGGGGGGGGUGUUGUCUACUGGUUACCUAAGAUUUUUUUUUUACUUCUUGUAUAAUUUAGUUUACCACCCUCUCAAAGAUUUUCCCAAAUUAAGCUUGUGGCAGAAUAAAUAUUAACCAUUCAUCUAACAUACCUUCAUUGAUAAAAGAAAAUCUUAUGAAAAUAACAGUACAUUUAUAUUAACCCCAUACUUUAUUGUUAAAAUAAUAAGUCAAGCUUUUAAAAUGCAGAAAUUGUCAGCAUUACUUAAGCCUUAAGUAUGAAUAUCCUUCUGUGGAACUUAUGAUAGUAUCAUAUAUCAGUAUAAUACACGUGUAACUUAUGCUUAUAGUUAGUAGUACAUGUAUGUGCUGAUGCAGGAGGUAGCACAAUUUAAAAACACUUGUCACAAAAUAUAUCUACCAAACAAAAAAAAUCAUACAUAUUAAGAGAGGAUUUGUCUUUAUUUUCAGCUUUCUGGUGUCUCUAAGUGUGCUCUGUGUUAUUGUAUAUCUCACUAAUAUGUUGCAUGUGGCGUGUCUAUCUGCACAACACACUGUAUAUGUGUCAGUAUCAUAGAAUACACACGUGUGUGUGACCACUGUAGGCUUUGUUCAGUAUCUGAGUCUAGUCAGCAAUCUAGUGCUUAUGAAACAGACCUUAAAGGGACAGUAUACACUCAUUUUCAUAUAACUGCAUGUAAUAGACACUACUAUAAAGAACAAGAUGCACAGAUACUGAUAUAAAAAUCCAGUAUAAAACUGUUUAAAAACUUACUUAGAAUCUCACAGUUUAGCUCUGUUGAAAAGGUAGUUGGAAAGCCCCGUUUGCAUAUGAAAAGACCCUUUACACAAACAGGAGCAAGCUGGAGAAGAGAGCUGACGGUAUUCACAUAAAACUUUGGGGCUUGGUUAGGAGUCUGAAAAUCAGAGCAAUGUUAUUUAAAAAUAAGCAAAACUAUACAUUUUUUUUAAAAAAAAACAACUUUAUGGGCUAUAUAAAUAGAUCAUCUGCAAAACAUUUAUGCAAAGAAAAAAUGAGUGUAUAAUGUUCCUUUAACAGUGAGUUCUGUAAAGGUAGAUACAGGUGCAUGAGGCCAGUAUAUGUAGGUAUAUGACUGCAUUUCAAUUGUGUAGAAUUGCAGUUUGUUUUGCUAAUUUUCAUGUUUCUAUGUACAAACAUUUUUGGUUAUUUUAUUUAUUUCUACUAUGUUAGAAGCGCUUUUGUACAGUUUAAAGUGGUAGGAUAGGAUAACAGCACUUUACCGUGAAGCUUAAUAGGAAGCGUACUAAGUGGGUUCAGCUCAGCAUUUUUUAUUUCCUUGGUUGUGUAGUGCUCUUGUUUACACCCCUAUUUAUAUUUUGAAAGCAUUUUAUCUAUACCAUAUCAAUUUCUGUAAAAUAGGUUUCUGUAAAUGUGGUUUGUAAUUGUAAAUUGUAAUCAUUUUUAAUUCUCAAGUAAAUAGAUCAUUAAAACAUUUUGAAAGGGGCAUAACUCUCGUGUUUUUAGUAUGUAUGAAGAUAAGCAUGGUUUUAUUGUUUUAUUCUAUUUUUUUAAGUCUGUAAAUAUUAAAGGGACAGUAAAUACAUGGAGAUUUAUUUUACCCAUUUCCUUCUCAUUUGGGUCUGAAAAUUGUGGAUUUUCCUUUUCUCAGAACUGGAAAUGCACAUUGCAAACUUCUUAAGGCUUGCCUUGCUAUAUAUAUUUCCCUAAUUGGCUUUAGCAGAUAAAAAAUGCAAAACAAUACACUUUAUGCUAACAUAGUGAUUGUAGCUAGUCUUGUUGUCUGCAGAAGCAAGUCCAGAUUGGCACCUCCAAAUAAGGCAAUUAAAGUAAAUAACUGAAGUAAACGGGACAUUAAUGUCUCAUAUUUACUGUUCCAUUAAAGGGCCAUUAUAUUUGAAAAAUGGCAUGCUCUAAUUCCUUAGAGCAUGUAAAUUUAUAACUAGUGACCCUGCACCCCUGUACAUUUAGCUCCCAGAAAGGGGUUUUAGAAGUACCUCUCAGAAUUUGCAGAAAACUACAGGUACCGAGGGGGAAAUUGACGCUGAUCCAGUCAGCAGCACUAUUCACACGCCCUAGCUAUGUAACUAGCGCUGCUGAUGUAUCAGUGGCUGUUUCCGCUUGAGCCUGCAGUACUUCUUUUAACCUCUCUUUAUGGGGGUUAAACACAUAGAGGUGCAGGAUCACUAGUCUUAAUAUUAGUGCUCUCUCAAAUUAGAGUAUGCAUUUUUAAAACUAUAAUGGUCCUUUUAAGUGCUUGUGUUAUACCUGAGUAAAAGUAUCUUUUGAAAACCCUAGAAAGUCCUUCUGUUAAAUCCAUAUGGUCCUAUUCAAGCAGUCACUUACACAAUUCACAGCAAACCAGUUGAAUUUAAAACAGAUAUCAGUAAUUCUAGACGAUCUUGUAAAAUUACAAACCAUUUCACUAAAUACACACUUCAUACUAAUUAAUUGCUUAUGAUUUUCCUUUACACACACUUAUUACACAGUUUUGAACCAUAGCCACAAUGUGUAGAAUAAGAUAAACAAGCAUUAAUUGUUUAAUUUCAUCUCCAGACCCACAUAAUAUUUAAUAGUGUGUAAUAGCCUUUUGUAUGACUUUAAUAAACACAUGUCCAGGCCCAGAUUGAGCACCAGGCAUCCCAGGCAAAUGCCGGUGGGCUUGGGGCCGGUUACUUUAGCACCGCAGCACAACAAAAAAAUAGCCCUUCUUUGGAAGUCGGUCCGGCCCUGAAGAUACAUAUCCUUCCACGCCUGCCUCCUCUCUCUCCCUCAAGAGAGAGGAAUCUGACUUUCACCUUCCUGCAGGUUGCAGCUGCCAUUCUUAGGCCCGGCACCAGCCAAGCACCAUGGUAAUGCCCCAUGGUAACUAAAAUUAUUUGAGAUAUUCAUGUUCACAGUAAAGCAUUUUACUUGUUACUGGAAUAAAUUUAGAAAAACCUCAAAGCAAUAAUAAGAGUGAAUGUGGCAGCACAAUAAUCGCCAUAGCAAAAACAUCACAAGACUAGGGGGCCUAUUUGACAAGGUGCGGACGGACAAGAUCCGAUAUUGUGGAUCAUGUACGUCGCAAAUCGAUAAAUGCCGACAGCGUACGCUGUCAGCAUUUAUCAUUGCACCAGCAGUUCUUGUGAACUGCUGGUGCAAUGCCGCCCCUUGCAGAUUUGCGGCCAAUCUGCCACUAGCAAGGGGUGUCAAUCAACCUGAUCGUAUUGGAUCGGGUUGAUUUCUUGCAAGUUCUGUCCGCCUCCUCAGAGCAGAUAAACAGGUUAUGGAGUAGCGGUCUUUAGAACAUGAUAAAUAUGCCCCCAAAGUGGUACGCAGCCUCUAGACACGCGUGCAGAAGCUUUGGUUCCUUUCCUGACAAGUGCAUUAAAUUUACAAAAGAACAAUUAUAUAAUUAGAAUGUAAUUAUAAUUAAUGAAAUAAAAUAUUGAAUAGAAAGAAGAUUAAUAUAUUUGCCACAUAUAACAACCUCAAUCAUACGAAGUAAGUAUAUCACUUCAGAGAAAUUAUCCAACCUGUCAUUUUUCUUUGUCAGUCUGGGUCUUGUGCCUUCUUGGUAGCCGGACCGGCCCUGAAUAUACAUAUUCCUCUGUGCAUGCAUAUGAGUGUGUUUAUAUUUGUAGUGUGCAUGCAUAUGAGUGUGUGUAUGUGUAGUGUGCAUACAUAUGAGUGUGUUUAUAUAUGUAGUGGGCAUGCAUGAGUGUGUGUAUGUGUGGUCUGCAUGCAUAUGAGUGUAUAUAUGUCUAUUGUGCCUGCAUAUGAGUGUGUUUUAUAUGUGUAGUGUGCUUGCAUAUGAGUGUGUUUAUAUGUGUAGUGUGCAUGCAUAUGAGUGUUUGUAUGUGGGUGUGUGGUGUGCGUGCAUAUGAAUGUGUGCAUGUGGUGUGCAUGCAUAUGAGUUUGUAUAUGUGUAGUGUAUGUGUGGCGUGUGUGCAUAUUAGUGUGUGUAUGUGUGGCAUGCAUGCAUAUGAGUGUGUAUGUGUGAAGUGCGUGUAUGUGGGGUGUGAAUACAUAUGUGUAUGUGUGGUGUGUGUGUGUGCAUAUGAGUGUGUGUGUACAUAUUAUUGUAUGUAUGUGGGAGUAUGUGUGGCUUGCGUGCAUAUGAGUGGGGGUGGUUUGCUUUGCCUUAAAAUUCCAAGGCCUAUUUUUGGUUCCAGUCCAGCCCUGACACAUAAUUCCCACAUACUGCAGUUCAAGGGGGAUAUUUAUCAAAGGUCUGGCGGACCUGAUCCGACAGUGCGGAUCAGGUCCGUCAUACCUCGCUGAAUGCAGAGAGCAAUACGCUCUCCGUAUUCAGCAGCUCACAAGAGCUGCUGGUGCAACGCCGCCCCCUGCAGAUUCACGGCCGAAUAGGGGGUGUCAAUCAACCCGAUUGUACUCGAUCGGGUUGAAUUGUGACAAUGUCUGUCCGCCUCCUCAGAGCAGGCGGACAGGGUUAUGGAGCAGCUGUCUUUAGACCGCUGCUUCAUAACUGCUGUUUCUGGCGAGCCUGCAGGCUCGCCAUAAACACGGGCCCUCAAGCUCCAUCUGGAGCUUGAUAAAUAUGCCCCCAAGGGUAAACUCUGCAUUUGCUUAUUAUGAUUGGCUGUUUAAGGAUUUUCAAAGAUGCCUUUACUCAGAAAUUCCAGAUUAUUUACUUUACAAUACUUAUUUUAUGAAAAUAAAUGUUUUCAUAUUGAGAAGUCACUGUGUAACUCAUAUGUUGUUUGUAUGAUGCAAAAAAAUGAGGACCCUUUGAUUUGUGACAAGCUUGUAAAAAAAAAAAAACAAGAGGUAAUUUAAUUUGUCUAAAUAGAUAUAUUUUUGCUAUAUUCUUGUUAAUUAACAUUAUUUUUUCUGUUUCAUUGUUGGAACAUACUAACGACAUGUGACUUUUUGUCAAAGUCAAAAUCGUCAUGUACAAUGUUUUGUAAAUUUUAUUUAAUCUGUUGUUGUUUUUUUUUUUAUUUCUUGCUAUAAUAUUUCCUAGGAAGUUUCUGUAAUCUCCUGUAUAGCCUAUAAAAUCUAAUACAAAGAGGUUUCUUCAGUGUUUGCGGUUUUUGUGUGUUUAUUUUAUUUAAUUUCUAAAUAAAUCCACUUUACAUUUGUCAA